GAGGACUAAGAGAGGUGGUAGAGCAUUACCAGUGUGUUGAGUAAGCAUCUAUCUUUGAAACUAGCAUCAUGGAGAAUAUGUAUUUGAUGAAGGAUACAAUGGACAUGGAGAGCAAAAUAUUAAAUCCAAAGAGGGAGAACAUGCUUCAUAGUGUGUUGAAUGCUUUCAACCACAUGUGGGAACGUUUUGCCAAAGUCCCCGUAUCAUUUUUGACAGGCAUUAAUUAUCCAUUAUCAGUAACAGUGGUAAACAAUGGUCUCAUUUCCCCUGAAUUUUUUAAAGACAUGACAACGAAAAGGGAUGCAUUGGGCACUGAUAGUGUAUAUAUUCACAAUGCCUCGAUGAAAGAGUCUUUAAAUAUUAUUGAGAAUAUUCAUCAUGAUAUAUUUGGUGAAAAGAAACUAUAUGUAAGUAGAAUUUUGAAUGAAAACGCAAUUGGAAAAUUAAAAUACAACUACAAUUCUAUUGGUAUUGAUAACAAGGACACUGAAAGAUCUGAUAAAGGAAAAUCUAUUGUUGAGGAGAACUUUUGUGAUUUAUUGACAACUGAAAAUUUAAACGAAGAGAGUAUAGAAGAUUCAUUCGAGCAUGUUUGUUUGGAUAGUACAGGAAACAUAGAAAAUAUGCAUAGUUGUGAAUAUACCAAUAAUGAUAGAUUUUCCAGCGAGGAGCAAUUUUCUGAUUGUUUUGACAAUAUUGCGAAGGAUAAACUCAUCACAGAUAGUGAACCACUUUUGUGCACAACCAGUUCAGACAUAGUAAGUGUAGAGCCAAACAAACAGACUGUAUCUGAUAUGUUGACAAAUGUGUGGCAAAAGGUUUAUGGCAGCAUGACAGAUCGAUUUUCUACAACAAAUUUAAUUGAUUCCGAUAUAACAAUGAAACGACCACUCUCGCCAAAACAAAGAAGAAAAGUGAAUACCAUGGCGAAGGGUCGAGGUCGGGGUCGUGCAAGAUCGCAGCUUAGGCGUUCCGGAGUGAGUCAAACUAGAUACAGAAAGGAACGCACAAAGCACGAUCUUGCUGCAGAUAUACAAAUGGAUUUCGAAAACUGGCAAGACCUUGAUGUGUAUCAUACAACAGAGAGUAAAGAAUCAGAAGACUGUUUUAGUUUAGACGAAGACGUGGUAGAUGGAUUAGAUAUUACAGAAACAAUUAGCCAUGCAACGUUCACGUUUGCUGAUGUGGAACCUAUAGUGCAGACACCAAAAAUGUGUAAAACUUACAAUCAGGGAAUGUCUAAAGUGCCUGCAAGAAUGAGAUGUAUAUCCGAGUGCGGAGAAGACAGGAAUAUGUUUGACGAGAAUUGUGUUGAGAACAGGUACAAUUUGCAAAGAAAGACAUUUCGAUCGCGCCUAAUAUCAGAAAGUUCCAUCGAUUCAGAAGACAGUUACUGUAUAGUUUUCGAAACAGAAUCUGAGAUUUACAAAAGCGAUCUUGAGGACACCGACGAAAGUGAUUUAGAUGAAACUAGUGAUGAUGAAGAAACCGAUAAUUCGACAUGCUAUCGCGUAGAACUCGUUCCUCCGACUCAAAAAGUGAAAUUUAAUUUGAACCCCACUGUUCAUAUAAUGGUACAGUGGGAUUAUGCAUACCGUGCAGCUCGAAAAGGUCCGUGGGAGGAGAUGGCUAGAGAUAGAGAACGAUUUAAGGGACGUAUUAAUUGUAUAGAACGUGUUCUUAAUCCAAUAUUAACUACUCAACACCGAACUCACAUGUGGCAAGAAAGAUUCGCAAAUAUUUAAUAGAAUCCAUAUAUUCGCCGUCCUUUUAAGGUAAUUCUCUGAUUAAGGGGUAAAUAUUGUAUAAUAUGGCAGAAGAGAUGGUGUGUUACAGCA
Messenger RNA from Dufourea novaeangliae, 1838 nucleotides. RefSeq lists its product as uncharacterized. Gene Ontology annotation, biological process: response to endoplasmic reticulum stress. Gene Ontology annotation, cellular component: endoplasmic reticulum; protein phosphatase type 1 complex. NCBI's taxonomy places the organism in Eukaryota, Metazoa, Arthropoda, Insecta, Hymenoptera, Halictidae. The coding region runs from base 69 to 1745 and encodes 558 amino acids. The record is from RefSeq and is a predicted model, not a curated record. The transcript has 3 exons. Gene Ontology annotation, molecular function: protein phosphatase regulator activity.